AUGAGUCUCGACAAGAAGAACAACUACACUUCUGAGGAAGAUGCUGGUGAAUCCAUUCAAGGUGAUGUCACUUCGUUGAACACCUCGCAAUCAAAAUGGGAAAAGUUUUUGGACUAUAUUGCUGUGCAAGAGAAAGGUGAUUUGACCACAGUGCAAAUGUUCCUUUAUAACCAUGAUUUAAGACCUGUGGAGGAAGCAAGAAGAGCAUGGUCGUGGUAUAACUACGUCUUCUUUUGGGUUGCCGACUCUUUCAACGUUAAUACUUGGCAAAUUGCUGCAACUGGUGUUCAAAAUGGUAUGACUUGGUGGCAGACUUGGCUCUCCGUUUGGGUGGGUUACAUUUUGUGUGGUAUUUUCGUUACUUUGGGAGCCAGGAUUGGUGUCUUAUACCAUAUUUCAUUCCCUGUUGCCGCCAGAUCCUCUUUCGGAAUAUAUGGAUCCCUUUGGCCCAUUUUGAAUCGUGUUGUGAUGAGUUGUGUGUGGUACUCCGUGCAAGGGUGGAUUGGUGGACAAUGUGUUCAAUUAAUGUUAUUGUCUAUCUUCCACAAUGCUGACAAAAAGUUGGAUACACCAUUACAAGGUGGUGCCGAUGUCUUAACAACAUUUAAGUUCUUAGGUUACUUCUUAUUUUGGUUAUUCUCCUUACCAGCAAUCUGGUUCCAUCCACAUCAAAUCCGUCAUUUAUUCACCUUCAAAGCUUACGUUGUGCCAUUUGCAGGUAUAGGUUUCCUUAUUUGGACUCUUGUCAAGGCAAAGGGUGCUGGACCGGUCAUUCAUGAAAAGUCUUCAAAGCACGGAUCAGAAUUAGGUUGGUUGUUCAUUGAAUCAACGUUAAACUCUUUGGCCAAUUUCGCUACUUUGAUUGUAAAUGCUCCAGAUUUUGCAAGAUUUGCAGACAAACCAUCUUUUGGAAUUAAGUAUUUGGUUCACACUGUUUCAAUCCCACUUUGUUUCAGUAUUACCUCCUUAAUUGGUAUCUUGGUUAGUUCUGCAUCAACUAUCUUAUACGGUGAAACUUUGUGGUCUCCCUUAGAUGUUUUAGGAAAAUUCCUUGAUCAUUACACUCUGGGAAACAGAGCUGGUGUUUUCUUUAUCUCUGCAGCUUUCGCUUUAGCUCAAUUGGGAACAAACAUCUCAGCAAACUCCUUAUCAUUUGGUACUGAUUGUACUGCUAUGUUACCAAGGUUCAUCAACAUUAGAAGAGGUGGUUACCUUUGUGCAGCUUUGGCUUUAUGUAUCUGUCCAUGGAACUUGAUGACUUCUUCGAGUAUGUUCACUACGUACUUGUCUGCAUAUUCUGUGUUCUUGUCUUCAAUUGCCGGUGUUGUUGCUUGCGAUUACUUCUAUAUCAGAAGAGGUUACAUUAAGUUAACCCAUUUGUAUUCCUUACAUGCCCCUGAACAACCAUCUGCUCCUUCCUUCUACAAAUUUGGACCUAUUGGUGUUAACUGGAGAGCAUACGUUGCUUACAUCUGUGGAAUUUUACCAAAUAUCGUUGGUUUCGUUGGUGCAACUGAAACCCACACUGUUCCAAUUGGUGCCACUGAAGUUUACAGAUUGAGUUUCAUCAUGGGAUUCUUUUCUGCAUUCCUUAUUUAUGCUUUAUUGAACUACUUCUCACCUGUUGCAGGUAUUCCACCAGUCAAACCAUUUGAAAAGGGCUGGUUCGAAGAAUGGCAAGAUGUCGAAGACUUCGAAGAAGAAAUACAAGGUCAUGUCAUGCCGCAAACAUCUGCUCUUGAGAAGACCCUCAGUUACGAAGGAGGAAGACAUAAGAAGACUGCUUCUGAAUUUUAA
Messenger RNA from Dujonia railenensis, 1797 nucleotides. NCBI's taxonomy places the organism in Eukaryota, Fungi, Ascomycota, Pichiomycetes, Serinales, Debaryomycetaceae. The record is from the annotation of a GenBank genome assembly.